Messenger RNA from Talaromyces atroroseus, 612 nucleotides. RefSeq lists its product as hypothetical. The record is from RefSeq and is a predicted model, not a curated record. The coding region runs from base 1 to 612 and encodes 203 amino acids. The transcript is spliced from 2 exons. Lineage: Eukaryota; Fungi; Ascomycota; Eurotiomycetes; Eurotiales; Trichocomaceae.
AUGACCACCACAGUAAGGGACCUGAUGGAAACGUACAGCCGUCCACCUUUAAGCAUCGAUAACGACGGCACAACUGCUCGCAAAGUAUGGACAGAGGAAUAUUUUCCCUUUCAACAACAAUACGUUACAGUGUGGCCGCCGCAGAGACAGGCUAUUGAUGCAUUCCUGGGCUCUGGUACCUCAAGGUCGGAUGCUGAUUCAAUUGGCCUCGACACUCCUGCUUAUCCUUUGAAUGUCUUUCCCCAGGUGGUUGCAACUGAAGGCGAUGUAACACGGGAUUUCGAUCAAAAUAUCAUUCCUGCUGUUGCUUUGGCAUUCUCUGGUAACUCGGCUAGAUCUAGGCUGAGGUCUAAUCCGCGACAAAUUGUUCCGGGCGCUCCCGCUCUCUGGUUGAGGUCACUAGUUGGAUCUACAACAUCAAAAUUCGUUGAUUAUCAGAUCGCAAUGUCCCAUAAAAUACCAUCACUUCAAGAGGCUGCUGUGGUAGGGGAAAUGAAAAAGCCUAAAGUGAUCAGAAGAAAUGAAUGGGCAUUUGAAGUACAUGCAGGUUCGGUAACUUUACGCCUUCAACAAGAACUCAGAGCGUCUUUAUUUUUGACUCGAAUAGCCUAG